Ictidomys tridecemlineatus (thirteen-lined ground squirrel) is the source of this 5327-nucleotide messenger RNA. The record is from RefSeq and is a predicted model, not a curated record. NCBI's taxonomy places the organism in Eukaryota, Metazoa, Chordata, Mammalia, Rodentia, Sciuridae.
CAUGAAGUGAUGGAGAUGGCACUUUCUGGAUCUGGACUGCCUGGCUGAAGUCCGGGCUCCUCACCCGUGAAACAUCUGCCACCUUGGAUUGGCCCAGGACUGAGAAGUGAAAACGAGUCCACGCAGGAGAAUUAACAAGGCCACAGGCAGGAUGGCUGGUGCUGAGAAGAGCCUGCGGUGACUCUGGGGUCCCCAGCAGCAGCUCUGUCUCCUGAAGAUGAAGCGGCGGAGGUGAAGCCCGAGCCAGGCUGAUGGCCAGCUCGGGGACUGAGGUCCACUGGGCCGGGCCGGGCCUAGGGAAGGGGCCCCAGCAGCGGCGGCGCUGGGCCUGGGUUGAGGAAAAGGAUGCAGAGAGGAUUAACACUCGCGGCUGGGGAGACGGGCGGCCCUUCCCCAGUGCCGCCAGCCCCGAGCUCCUGGAGGACUUCCGCCUGGCCCAGCAGCAUCUGCCACCCCUGGAGUGGGCCCCAGACCCGCAGGAGUCAGGAGGGUCUUCAGGAGAAGAGCCUGAAGCAGAGGUUGUGGACAGCCCAGAAAGUUCCACCCUGCCUCUCCACUGGCUCCCCCAGCAGGACUGUCAGUUGAACAUGACCGAAGAAGAGUCAGAUGAAGUCCCUGGGAGUCCUGAAGCUCAGGACCCUGGGGAGAGCCCCCCGCGGCCGGGACAGGAGGCCGCUCUCAGCUCAGAGCACCGCGGGAACACCUGCGCUGUGGCCCAGGGGCAGGCUCAGGCCAGAGGCUGGGUGGCCUCUGGCCAACAAGCCAGUGGAAGCCACCUUCCAGAACAUUCUGAGGUCAACCCAUCUGUUGAACUUGGCUGUGCCAGGUCUUGGAGCAGUGGCACCGUGAGCCUGGGCCACAGCAGUGACAGCCUUAAUUCUUCCUGGGAGAGAGAGACGGAUGUCCCCCAGCCCACUACCCUGGCAGAAAACCUGCCACAGAGCCCCCGCCACCACCUCAACCCAGAUGACAGAACUGGAGGCAGUGUUGCUCUGGCAACGCCCACAGAAUUCCAGGACCCCUUAGCACCACCAGCCCAGAGCCCCCAGAACGCUGCAGGCACAUGGAAAAGAGCUACCACCAGCCUGUCACGGCCUGCAGACCAGGCCUGGAAGCAGACGAAGACAUCACCUAAGCCAUUGCCCUCCCGAUUCACUGGCUCCGUCAGCCCCCAGAAUCCCCGGCCUAGGCCAGCUCAGAAGGACAGGUCUCUGCCCAGGCACGGAGCCACUCUGGCCAACCACUCCUCUUCUGAUGCCCCCAAGUAUGGCCGGGGGCGUCUGAACCACCCGCUCCCUGAUUUCUCCAAGGUGGGGCCGCGAGUGAGGUUUCCCAAAGAUGAGAGCUACCGCCCCCCCAAGUCCCGAAGCCAUAACAGGCAGCCUCAGGGCCCCACUGGGCCCCUGAUCUUCAAGUCACCAGCCGAGAUCGUGCAGGAGGUGCUGCUGAGCAGUGGAGAAGCAUCCCUGGCCAAGGACCCACCUCCUGCCCACCCCGUCUCCAGGGUACCCCAGGAGUUUCAGACGCCCGAACAGGCCACUGAGCUGGUCCACCAACUCCAGGAGGACUACCACAAGCUCCUCACCAAGUAUGCAGAGGCCGAGAACACCAUCGACCAGCUGCGCCUCGGGGCCAAGGUGAACCUGUACUCAGACCCGCCCCAGCCCAGCCACAGCGUCCAGGUGGGGAUGAUGCCCCAGGGGACCAAGGCCUUGUCCUUCACCAUCCCCCAGCCCUGCUCUGUGGAGUGGUGGCCUGGUCCCUCUGAGAAGCCCCAGGCCCCGGGGGCUACAGGGUGGCCGCCAGCUCAAGGAUCCCUGAGCCCUUCCUUGCCUGCUAGCAAGCCUGCCUCAGGGUGGCUUCCUGAGAGCCAGGGCACCACCAAGGACCGGUCCUCCAUGGGGUGGACCCAGGCCCUGGCUUCCCAGACCAGUCGGUUCCUGGCCAAGGUAGAAUCCUUCGAGGGACUGGUGCAGGCUGGGCAGCUCACACCCCAGGACCAGCUCAAGGGCUUCCAGCAGCUGAAGGCCACCCAUGCGGCCCUGGAGGAGGAGUACCUGCAGGCCUGCAGGGAGCCACACCUGGCUCCGCCCCUGGCCAGCUCCAAGGGGACCACUGGGAAAUUCGAUCCUGCCAGGGAGCUGGAGGUGGAGAUCUACCACCUGGGCAUUCGCCUGGACGAGCUGAAGGGCCACAUGGACCACAUCCAGCAAGGGCCUGAGCUAGCGGGGUCCGACUCGGCUCUGGACACUUCCCCCACCACGCGCUUCCCCCACCCGCCAACGUACCCACCCGCUCCUUCUGGACAGCCCACCGGCACCUGCCCGCUGCAUACGAAUGUGGAGGUGAGUCUUGGUGGCACUGAGGUAGAGGACGGGCCUCCAGACUUCCCAGCCCUGCUCAAACAUAAGGAACUGCAGGUGGAGCAGGAUUUCCACGGCCUCCUGGAGAGGUACCUCAGUGUGAAGUCCCUUCCUGAAGCCUUGAGGGUGGAGGAGGAGGGGGAGAGGGACGAGGAGGAGCAGGAGGAAGAGGAGGAGCAUCCUUGCACCCUGGAAGUCGACGGGCCAGCUCCAGCUCCAGGGAGGGCCGAAGCCACCAGGGCUGUCCCAAGGCAAUACCUGGUGCAGGUGGAGAGGAAUCACAGGGCCCCUCUGCAGGAGGCCGGAGAACAGAGGGUACCCGGGAAACCACCCAGCUUCCAGACUUCCACGACCAGAGAUGGGCACACAUCGGGUCUGAGCAAGGCCAGAGCCGCUCCUCUGGGGCCUGCCGUGCCACCUGCCCACGCGUACCACCAGAGCAGUCUCACCAGCCUGGAGGGAAGCGGCAUCUCCGAGCACCUGCCACAGAAGUCUUUGCGCCACGCUGGCCGGCCCCGCCCAGAGGAGCCCUGGAUGGCAUCCCCAGAGACAGACAGUGGCUUCGUGGGCUCAGAAACCAGCAGAGUGUCACCCCUCAACCAGACCCCAGAGCACCGACUCACCCACAGCAGCCACCCAGGAACAGCCCAGCGCUUCACAGCCUCUGCACCCCGUGACGGGCCCUCCCACCUCAAGGCCAGGGGUCCUCUGGUCCCCAGAAGAACCUCUGAGCCCAGCACACCCAGGAGCCGAGCCCAGAGGCACCCCUCCAGCCAGAGCUGUCCUCUCCAGCAGAGGAAGCCCAGCUCCCACCUGGACCGGGUGCUGGCCGCUGAAAUGGUGAGCCCUGGCUCAGAGUUCGAGGGGCGAAAGCGGACUUCUGAGCAGCUGCUCCCCAGCAAUACGACCAGCCUGCCCCCCACCCCAGCCCCCGCAGCUGCCCCUCUGCCCUGUGAAUCUCCAGAGACCACUCCCAACCUCAUCCUCUCCAGGACUGGGCGAGACCAGGCCAUCCGCGAACUGCAGGCAGAAGUGUCCCGGCUCCGUCUGCAACUGGAGGACAGCCUGCACCGGCCACACCAGGGCAGCCAGGCGCACCCAACGACUGCCUGUGACCACCCUGCCCAGACUCAGGACCGGCCAGCUGCUUCCUCAGCCACCUGGGGCUCCCACUGUGGCAGUAAAUCCACAGAGCGAUUGUCCGGGGAGCCUGAAGGUGCAGAGCAACCUGCAGGAAGACGGCGAGCCAGGUCCUCCUCAGUGCCUCGGGAGGUGCCCCGAAUGUCCCUGAGUUUGGACUCUGAGCCACCCUCCCCUCAGCUGUCAUCUGGGAAGAACAGGAACUCCGAAAAUGGUCCCCGGGCCACUCAGGAGGGAAUCAGAGGGACAGGCAGCAGCAGACGUCCCGACAGGGUCUCCUUCCGGGGCCAGUACACAGGCCAGGAGUACCACCUUCUGUCCCCCAAGACUGCCCCAAGAAGCAGUGACUCAGCCUCCUGUCCCCACAGUCAGCCCAUCAGAUCCCAGGACACAGACACCACUGCCACCAGGGAGCUGCAGGGACUGUCUGCCACUGAGGCCCUCCGAUGUCCGUUGUGUGGCCACGUCGAGUCCCUCCCAGAGGGAGAUGGCCCUGGCUCUGGUAGGGACAAGUGCUCAGAACCUGCUCGUGGCCAGACCCCAGCUCUGCCUACCCUGGGGGCCAGGGGGGCAGAAAAGGCCACCGCAAGGAAAAAUGUACCUGUGGCUUCCAGCCCCAAGCAGAGGAGCCAGCGGGUCCCCUCGCCCGCACGGCUGCCCCCUGGACUGUGGUACCUGGCAGCUGCGCCCUCAGCACCGGGACCCCCGGCCUUCACCUACGUCCCCUCGGUUCCCAUCAUGCCUUAUCCGCCAGCCACUGUGUACUUCGCACCCACAGCGCCUACCUCAGUCCCCACGGCCUCCUUGCGGGCACACCGGGGACACCGGCACUCCAUCCAGCUGGACCCCGAUGACCUGGAGGAGCUGCACUCGGCCCUGAACCAGGCGGUGCAGGCCGCGGAGGACGUGCGCUCCACCACCCGGAGGAUGACCCGCUCGCUGUCGGCCGACCUGCGCCAGGCCCACGGCCUGCGGGACUCCUGCCUCUUCUGAUUCCCUAGAGUCUCUGAGAUGGGGAGGAGCCGGGGCAAAGGGCAGGCAGGAGCCACUGAUGCCCAGGAAGCCCUGCGGCCCCUCCUCAGGGGUCCAGGACCUGCCCUGCCCAGUACCUUCAGAUGGAGCAGCGUCAGCCUGGGAGGCGGAGUAGCUUCCCGGGGGACCAGCCCCGUCCACAGGUGCUGCAAGCAAGGCCACAGAGCCUCUGGGACUCUCCUCUCCUGCUCUGUCCACCUCCAGCUAAUAACAUGUGUCUUAUGUCCAGAUGGCCAGGCGCUCUUCAUCCUGGGAGUCACCCUGGUCUUGGCCUCCUUACAAGGCCAGAUACGUUGGGAAAGGCCAGGCUGUCUGGAGCAGAGCUGUCCCCUGCCUGUGACCAGCCACCUCUGGGAAGGGCCUUGUCCGAGGCCUUGCUCCUGGCGACUGGGCAGUGGGACAUUUGUGGACUCUGAGGCGUCUGAGCUCCUCGCUGGGUUGCAGAGGCCUCCCCCCAGGCCUGCUGGGCUGAGGACACCUCCCAGAGCCCUGGGAAGCCACCCGCCAGUGGCUCGCUGCACCUCGCCCCAGGCCUGGGCCCUUCCUAGGAUCUCAGUGGCAUUGGACUGGUGACCAGCUCCCUGCCAGGCCCCAGCCGGGGCCCUGCAGCCGGGCUGUGGGCUCCCGCCCUGCAGCAGUGCCCUCGGGUUCUGGAAUGUGUGUGCAUGGCAGAUGUUUGUAUAUUUGAGGCAUUUAAAAGUCUAUUUUCGUUAUAAGAGUAAAUGAAGAGGAAUGAAUAAUGAUCUAAAAAAUAGAAAGGACAACCAAAAAAGAACCGCCCACAUUCCCAAA